AUGGCAUCUAACAACGAUGACAUAUACAGCGCAGCACUGGGCAUUGACAAAAAGGUCGACAUUCUCCAUCAUAUCCGCAGUCUUCCAACAGUAGAGGCGCAAACCGAAGCCGCCAACAAGAUCAAGGCCAUUGAGCGCGAAGCAAUGCGUCACCAACAGCCCCAGCCAGGGUUGGUGGAACUGAUGGACUACCUCCAGGAUAAGGGCGUCAAGCGGGCGCUGUGCACGCGGAAUUUCGAAGCUCCCGUACGACAUCUACUGGAGAACCAUCUCCCCGCCCAUGUCUUUGUGCCCAUCAUUACACGGGAAACCCCCGGUCUACUGCCGAAGCCGGACCCGGCUGGCAUUCUGCACAUAGCCCAAGAAUGGGAUCUGGCAAAUGGAGGCGAGGAUCUCAUCAUGGUCGGCGACAGCAUCGACGAUAUGACUGCUGGCCACACCGCCGGCGCAGCAACUGUGCUGCUUGUAAAUGACCAUAACGGUCACCUGAAGGACCACGCACAUACAGAUCUCUGCAUUGAGCGUCUUGAUGAUCUGGUCGGAAUCCUCGACAAAGGUUUCGUUGGACAUCGCGGUGGCGAUAAAGCCCCUACCGAUGCAUAA
This is a messenger RNA of Aspergillus terreus NIH2624, 603 nucleotides long. Its product is annotated as putative haloacid dehalogenase-like hydrolase. The transcript is spliced from 3 exons. Lineage: Eukaryota; Fungi; Ascomycota; Eurotiomycetes; Eurotiales; Aspergillaceae. The record is from RefSeq and is a predicted model, not a curated record. Bases 1 to 603 code for a protein of 200 amino acids.